AUGGCUUCACAAGUUUCCAACACAGAGUCGAGUCACAGAUGUUCUCUGACAGAGCUUUCCAAGUCAAAUGUAUUUACAUCCAAACUUCCUCCAGAUCCAGGCUUUGAGACGCCUCAGGCGUCUCACAAGGCUCGGAGAGAGAGACUCUACCCGCGCACCGUGAAGGGUGCGGCGUUCACCUUUGUCCGCCCCGAAACAACCGAGGAUCCAGAGCUCUUGGGAGUCAGCCCCAGGGCGUUGAAAGACCUUGGGCUGAAGGCUGGCGAGGAAAACACGGCGCUAUUCAAGGCAGUUGUUGCGGGGAAUGAGUUCUUCUGGGAUGAGGAGAACGGAGGGGUAUACCCAUGGGCGCAAUGCUACGGAGGUUGGCAAUUUGGUUCAUGGGCUGGCCAGCUCGGAGACGGUCGCGCCAUCAGCCUCUUUGAGAGCACAAAUCCAAGCACAAACAUCCGCUACGAAGUUCAGCUCAAGGGAGCUGGAAGGACGCCCUACUCCCGCUUCGCAGACGGUAAGGCUGUGUUGCGAUCCAGUAUUCGUGAAUAUAUUGUGUCAGAAGCUCUCAAUGCGCUUGGCAUCCCUACCACGCGAGCGUUGUCGCUCUCUCUCUUACCAAGGGCAAGAGUCUUACGCGAACGCAUUGAGCCCGGCGCUAUAGUUUGUAGGUUUGCUGAAUCCUGGCUUCGAUUCGGCACCUUCGACCUUCCGCAUUCGCGUGGUGACCGAGAUAUGAUCAGGAAGCUUGCAACUUACGUUGCCGAAGAUGCAUUUAAAGGAUGGGAAUUCUUACCCGGUGCUGUAUCUCUAGGUCAAGAUCAACUGGAUGAUUCCGUGGAGGAGCCUCCCCGAGGCCUUCCACGGGAUCUAACACAGGAGCACCAAGGUGUGGAGGAAAAUCGAUUUGCAAGGCUUUACCGGGAGAUUGCCCGACGCAAUGCAAGGACUGUAGCCGCAUGGCAGGCAUACGGCUUCAUGAAUGGGGUCCUGAAUACGGACAACACAUCCAUUUACGGGCUAUCGCUCGAUUACGGUCCCUUCGCUUUUAUGGAUAACUUCGAUCCACAGUAUACCCCAAAUCAUGACGAUCACAUGUUGAGAUACUCCUACAAGAACCAGCCAUCGGUAAUCUGGUGGAACCUGGUCCGGCUAGGAGAAUGUCUCGGAGAACUUAUCGGUGCCGGGCCCCAGGUCGACGACGAAACCUUCGUGAAGCAGGGAGUUACAGAGGAUGCCGCACCGGCUCUCAUCAAGCGAGCAGAAACCAUCAUCGAGCGGACCGGCGAUGAGUAUAAAACGGUCUUUCUCAAUCACUACAAGCACCUAAUGAGCAGGAGACUUGGCCUCCAGACUCAAAAGGAGUCGGACUUCCAGGAACUCUUCUCUGAACUCCUCGACACACUAGAAGCGUUAGAGCUCGAUUUCAACCAUUUCUUCAGGCGCCUUUCAAGCGUGCCUCUCGCUGGACUCGAAACAGAAGCAGGCAGAAAGGAAGUGGCGCCCCGGUUCUUCCAUGCUGAAGGCCACGGUGGCAUAGGCUACUCCGAAGAUUCGGCGCGGGAGCGCAUUGCCAAGUGGCUCGACAAGUGGCGCCAGCGUAUCCUCGAGGAUUGGGGAUCUGAUGCCUAUGCCGACGUCAAACGUCAGAGAUCUAUGAGAGACGUUAACCCGAACUUCAUUCCACGGGGCUGGAUCCUUGAUGAAGUGAUUGAGCGUGUUGAACGCCGUGGGGAUCGGGAGAUUCUUGGAAGGGUGAUGAAUAUGGCGCUCAAUCCGUUUAAUGAGGAAUGGGGCUUGAACAAGGAUGAGGAAGAGCGGUUCUGCGGAGACGUUCCGAAGUUCCAGAGGGCUAUGAUGUGUAGCUGCAGCUCAUAG
Messenger RNA from Aspergillus mulundensis, 1869 nucleotides. Its product is annotated as YdiU domain protein. The record is from RefSeq and is a predicted model, not a curated record. Lineage: Eukaryota; Fungi; Ascomycota; Eurotiomycetes; Eurotiales; Aspergillaceae. The coding region runs from base 1 to 1869 and encodes 622 amino acids. The transcript is spliced from 6 exons.